CACGCGAAAAAUUUCGUUGAAAACCGAGAAUUUUCGCUCAGGGAGUGCACGAAAUUUUUUAAUCUCAAAUUUUAGGCAUUUAUUUGGCGAAGAAAGAGUCAAACUCAAAAUGAACAGCAUCGUCAAGGCAGCGACGCGUUUCUCCUCCAUGAAAAACGCCCUGAACCCUUUGCGGCAGGUCGUUCUUUCGGGUCAAAAUGCGAGUUUGAUGAACGCCGCCGGCACCUCUAGGCAAAUCACACGCUCCCUCUGGCACAUGUGCUCGACGAACAAUACAGAAAUUUCCAAGUUCAAAAGUCCCAGCUUCACCUGUACCUGCGGCUGCAGCAGCAAAGCUGUUCACACCAAGGCUGAAAAAGACCUCGUGGACUUUUUGACGGAAGAGAUUGCCACAGAGAAAAAGACUCAAAAGAAGCAUGGUGCUGUUCCAAAAGAACUGGGUGGAUUCAAAAUUGAUGCCCAGUGCUCAGAAGUAACAUUCUUCAAAGAAUCAGGAGAUGAAACCAUCAAAGUUUACUUCAAUGUGAACCACAGUGUUGAUGCCGACCACGAUGCCGAUCGUGAUGCUUCACAUGCCCAUGAGAACAAGGAUGAACACGCAGACAUGGGAGAAAUGCGGUCACAGCCUAGUUUUGAAGUUGAGCUGAUCAGGGGAGAAACCAUUUUGGGCUUCUCUUGCUCUUACCUGUCUGCAGAUCAGCAAAACCCUGAAGAUGAAUAUCAGGAUGUAUUCAGCAUUGAUGAAGUGACCAUGUAUGAAGGAGAGUGGAAGGAAAAGACGUACGCAGUCAGUGGCGAAAUUUUGGAUGGGAACUUGUAUGAUCUGCUGAUGAAUCUGUUGGAAGAGAAAGGUAUCUCCAAUGAAUUUGUCCUCGAUUUGUCGGACUUUGCCACCAGAUAUGAGCACAGCCAGUAUGUGGGCCUGCUGGAGAAACUUCAAAAGUUUGCAGCCAUGAAAUAGAAUGUUUUAGAUUAUGUAUCAGAAUUAUAGAAUUAUUACUAGAUUUAUUCCAAAUAAAAUUAAGUGCGAUUAUAGUUA
Messenger RNA from Neocloeon triangulifer, 1039 nucleotides. It is a transcript of the gene P32, whose product is annotated as complement component 1 Q subcomponent-binding protein, mitochondrial. The record is from RefSeq and is a predicted model, not a curated record. Gene Ontology annotation, cellular component: mitochondrial matrix. The transcript is spliced from 5 exons. Gene Ontology annotation, biological process: cytosolic ribosome assembly. Bases 110 to 961 code for a protein of 283 amino acids. NCBI's taxonomy places the organism in Eukaryota, Metazoa, Arthropoda, Insecta, Ephemeroptera, Baetidae.